Molecule: messenger RNA, 2358 nt
Organism: Poecilia reticulata (guppy)
Lineage: Eukaryota; Metazoa; Chordata; Actinopteri; Cyprinodontiformes; Poeciliidae
Gene: socs5b
Product: suppressor of cytokine signaling 5b
Biological process (GO): phosphatidylinositol phosphate biosynthetic process; intracellular signal transduction
Cellular component (GO): phosphatidylinositol 3-kinase complex
Molecular function (GO): 1-phosphatidylinositol-3-kinase regulator activity
Source: RefSeq, a predicted model, not a curated record
CUUCCUCCUCCGCCUCACACCCAUUGGUGGCCGGGCACGCCUGAGUCCAGCCAGUGCUGGGGCAUUCCCUAUCCUUGCGCUCCGGAGGAAGUAGUCACCCCAGCGCGGCCCUCCAAUUGGCCCAUGCUGCUGUCAGUCGAGGCUUCCUCACGUUGAGCCCCGUCCUCCUCCCCGGCUCCGUGUCUGCUCAGACAGCCGUCAUAUUGGUUGCUCCAGGCAGAGAAGAGGAGCCCCACCAUGACGAGGAACGGGCUGUCGCGGCGGUUAAAGAUCAGUUUAGCGUUCAGAUCGCUCUGAUCAGUGUUUUUAGGGAUUUAUUAUUUAUUGUUUAUUAUUCGGGAUGAUACCAUCAAGAAUCAGUGUUCGUUCUGCGCUUUCGUCCGACGCCGUGGUCCUCUGGGGGGAUAUAUGCCCGACUUUUCUUCAUAGCCAUUUUUUACAGACAAAGAGAGCCGUUGAGUAGGGCUUCCUAAAAGAGACGGGUCCGAGGGGCUCCUUUUCCUGACGACAGUGGGCAACAUGUGGAGCAGCCUGAAGAGCAGAUGCCAGACUCUCUUCCACAGCACGGGAUCGGCUGAAAGCAGAGUAGAGGUAGAAACAGUCCAAUGUGUGGUGGAUCUGGGUGAGGCAGGCAACGCGGUCGAGGCCCGGGGCCCUGCCGCCGCCACCGCCAGCCCGUCAUGGAGCCUCAUGCCAGUGCCGGUGGUCGCUACAGGACGCCGCCAUCAUAACUGUGUGUCGGACAUCCCUCAGAUUGUAGAGAUCUCCAUUGAUAAGGAGUCUGAGGAUGCCAGAGGAACAUCUGGUGGUGUCCCGAUGGCACGGAGGGACUCUUAUUCCCGACACGCUCCAUGGGGGGGCAAGAAGAAGCACUCGUGCUCGACAAAAACCCAGAGCUCUCUGGAGGCGGACCGGCGUUCUGGGCGGCUGAGAGGCUGUGGGAACCGCCGUGACCGGCGUUACGGAAUCAGCUCUAUCCAGGAGAUCAACGACUCUGGAUCUGGAGGGAGGAGCCUGAACGCUCGCUCGCUGCGUCAGCGGCUGAGCGACACGGUCGGGCUGUGCUUGCCCCUACCAGCUCGGCGGCGCUCGCACCCUAAGAACCCCAUCAACUCCAAACGUAAAAUCCACCUGACCGAGCUCAUGCUGGAGACCUGCCCCUUCCCGCCGGGCUCCGACCUUGCACACAAGUGGCACUUGAUCAAGCAGCACACUGCGCCGGUCAGCCCUCAUUCCUCCACCGCCCUGCUGGACGCCUUCGACCCGGCCCACCCAUCACCGGAGGACGAAGAAGAGCGCCUGCGUGAGCGCCGCAGGCUCAGCAUCGAGGAAGGGGUCGACCCGCCUCCCAAUGCACAGAUUCACACCCUGGACGCCUCAGUGCCGGGCCCCUCUCUCUACAAACUUGGACCAAAGAUGGCUCCCGGCAUCAGCGAGGUCUCCGGGGAAGCACGCACCGGCAGCGCGUCCGGCUCAGUGGGCGCUACAUCGUCGGGGGCGUGCGGGUCGAUGUUGGGGGCUACGGCGGCGUCCCAAGACUGUGACUCUGAGGAGGACUCCACCACCUUAUGUCUUCAAGCCCGCAGGCCGAAGCAGCGGCACGCCUCCGGAGACGGCCACCAGAGCCGGCAGCAGCCCGGGCCCUGGAAAGUCCACACCCAGAUAGACUACAUCCACUGCCUGGUGCCGGACCUGCUGCAGAUCACCGCCCUGCCCUGCUACUGGGGCGUGAUGGACCGCUACGAGGCCGAGGCGCUGCUGGACGGCCGGCCGGAGGGGACCUUCCUGCUGCGCGACUCGGCCCAGGAGGACUACCUUUUCUCCGUCAGCUUCCGCCGCUACAACCGAUCGCUGCACGCCCGCAUUGAGCAGUGGAACCACAACUUCAGCUUCGACGCCCACGACCCGUGCGUCUUCCACUCUUCCACAGUCACCGGACUUCUGGAGCACUACAAGGACCCCAGCGCCUGCAUGUUCUUCGAGCCGCUGCUCACGGUGCCUCUCAACCGGACCUUCCCCUUCACCCUGCAGCACCUGGCCCGCGCCGCCAUCUGCCGAUGGACCACUUACGAUGGGAUUGGCUCCUUGCCUUUGCCCCCCGCCCUGCAGGACUUCCUCAAGGAGUAUCACUAUAAACAGAAAGUACGAGUCCGCUGGCUAGAGAGGGAGCCGCCACUCAAGGUGAAAUAAGAUGGGCCGAUUACAGAACUUCUUAGCCCGUUGAGAGGCCAUACUGACUUGGCUUCCUUUCUAUUGGAGAAUAGAAUCAAGUAUAACAAGCUAAAGUUCAUUCUAAUCUCUGUUUUUGGUAUUAACUUACAUCACUGAGAAUACAUGAUUAUAUUCAGUGUAACGCUG